UCCGUGCGUGAGGUCUUGCGCAAGAAAAAUCAAGAACUUUUUCACUCCCGUGUUUUCGCAGCGAAAAAGUGCACUUUUCGUGGUGAAUUAGCGUGAAAACAGUGCAAAUCGAACUCACAAUGUCCGGCUACGUCGCGCUGCGCACCUUUUUCAACCCCGUGGCCCGCAAGCCGCUGGCGCAGAUUCUGCUGACGAACGGGGCGGCGUUCCGGCCGGCGGCCGUGGGCUUCCAGCAGCAGCGGUUCUACGCCGAGAAGCAGGUCUUCAAGCGGGACAAGCCGCACUGCAACGUCGGCACGAUCGGACAUGUUGACCACGGCAAGACGACCCUGACGGCGGCGAUUACGAAGGUGCUGGCCGAUCAGGACCUGGCCGAGAGCAAGAAGUACGCCGACAUUGACAACGCGCCGGAGGAGAAGGCGCGCGGUAUUACGAUUAACGUCGCCCACAUUGAGUACCAGACGGAGAAUCGGCAUUAUGGACAUACGGAUUGUCCGGGGCAUGCGGAUUACAUCAAGAACAUGAUCACCGGAACGGCCCAGAUGGACGGAGCGAUCCUGGUGGUGGCCGCGACGGACGGUGCUAUGCCGCAGACGCGGGAGCAUUUGCUGCUGGCCAAGCAGAUUGGGGUCAAUCACAUCGUGGUGUUCAUCAACAAAGUGGACGCGGCGGACGCCGAGAUGGUGGAGCUGGUCGAGAUGGAGAUUCGGGAGUUGAUGAGCGAGAUGGGCUUCGACGGGGACAACGUUCCGAUCAUCAAGGGUUCGGCGCUGUGCGCGUUGGAGGGCAAGAGUCCGGAAAUUGGCGCGGAAGCCGUGAUGAAGCUGCUUGCGGAGGUGGACAAGUACGUGCCGACGCCGACGCGUGACCUGGACAAGCCGUUCCUGUUGCCGGUGGAGUCGGUGCACAGCAUUCCCGGACGUGGGACCGUCGUGACGGGAAGGUUAGAGCGUGGCACGCUGAAGAAGGGCCAGGAGUGCGAGUUUGUCGGUUACAACAAGGUCAUCAAAUCGACCAUCACCGGAAUCGAAAUGUUCCACAAGAUCCUCGAGGAAGCGCACGCCGGUGACCAGCUGGGCGCGCUCGUCCGCGGCAUCAAGCGCGACGACAUCAAGCGUGGCAUGGUCAUGUGCAAGCCCGGAACGGUCAAAGCCAACGACAACUUCGAAGCCCAAGUCUACAUUCUCUCAAAAGAAGAAGGCGGUCGCCACAAACCGUUCACCAGCUUCAUCCAGCUGCAGAUGUUCUCCCGUACGUGGGAUUGCGCCACCCAGGUUCAAAUCCCCGGCAAGGAAAUGAUCAUGCCCGGCGAGGACGCCAAGCUGCAGCUCCGGCUAAUGAGGCCCAUGGUGCUGGAGCAGGGCCAACGGUUCACGCUUCGGGAUGGCCACAUUACGCUCGGAACGGGAGUCGUGACGAAGGUGCUGAAUCAGCUCUCCGAGAAGGAACGGCUCGGUCUGGUCGAGGGCAAGAAGGCCCGCGAGAAGGCCGCCAGCGGUAAGGCUUAAGGACGGGGAGGAGGAGCAGGUCGCGUUUUUAAAGUAACACAUUGUCAUAAUUAUUAACCGUUAACGAUUAAGCGUGGAAUGAAGCAGCAGCAGUCUGGCACUAGAUGAAGGUAGAACUAUUGGAGCUAAAUGUACACUAUUAAAACGAUUAAAAACCAA
Messenger RNA from Culex pipiens pallens (northern house mosquito), 1667 nucleotides. RefSeq names its product elongation factor Tu, mitochondrial (gene mEFTu1). Gene Ontology annotation, molecular function: GTP binding; GTPase activity; translation elongation factor activity. The record is from RefSeq and is a predicted model, not a curated record. Bases 120 to 1508 code for a protein of 462 amino acids. Lineage: Eukaryota; Metazoa; Arthropoda; Insecta; Diptera; Culicidae. Gene Ontology annotation, biological process: mitochondrial translational elongation. The transcript has 2 exons. Gene Ontology annotation, cellular component: mitochondrion.